Nylanderia fulva is the source of this 3291-nucleotide messenger RNA. RefSeq names its product Leucine rich repeat protein windpipe (gene wdp). Gene Ontology annotation, molecular function: protein binding. The record is from RefSeq and is a predicted model, not a curated record. Lineage: Eukaryota; Metazoa; Arthropoda; Insecta; Hymenoptera; Formicidae.
UGCAAAAUGCCACGCGCUUAAGUGCGGGAGUGUCGUCUAAAGUGUCGGGCGUUUUAGUGCGGGAAUUUAUAAAGUAUCGCGUGUGUAAAUCGAAAGACUUUGAUAAUGGACAAUCUUAAUCAACCUGAGAGGAGGAGCAGGCCUAGGAGGUAUCGGGCAUCGGCGGACCAACCUUGGGAUCAACGUAGUUCCUAUGCAGUAAUUCAAUUCCGCUGUUGCACAACGAUUGAUGCCCUCGUGUUGUCGAGACCACGUCUGAGCAAACAAGUUGUAUAUCAGAUCGAAACAUGAAGGCAGCACCGCCUCUGCUGUCGUUCCUCCUGAUCCUCCUUUAUCAUUCAGGAUGGACCCACGGACUUUGCAAGCUGGAGAACAGCACCAUAGCGUGGUGCGACAAGUUGGAAGAUCUCGGGCAGAUCAAGACGCAUCAUCUGGAGAUGCUGACGGUUCGGCCCGAACGGAACAUCCUGGUCCCAGGUCUCUUCAACAAUUUGACAAGCCUUAGGCAUCUCGACAUGUCUGGUGGUAAAUUCAAAACGAUCAAAGCAGGAAGUUUUCGAGCCCUUAGUAAUCUGAGAAGUCUCGAUCUCAGCGACAAUUAUAUCGAGUAUCUGGAACUAGCUUCUCUGGAGGGUCUGACUAAUCUGCGAAAGCUGAAUUUGCGAAAAAACGCCAUUCGACAACUACCAACCGCGCUGAUGCGCCUGAAGCAUCUCAGACACUUAGACAUCCACGAUAAUCCGCUGGAUUGUAACUGCGCCACUCUUAAGGUACGAGAUCUCAUCAUGCAGAAGAAGGUGUCCGUGUCGAAGAAAGCCGUGUGCGCGCAUCCUGGUAAUUUGAAAGGCACGUCACUGAUGAAGCCGAGCGCGGCGAUCAUCUGCAGCUUCGAAGAGCAGGAUCGCGAGAUGCAACACGAUCAGGCGGUAGAAGGAUCCGGGACGUAUUCGGGAUCCGGAGACGACGUUCUGAACGAGUUCAAUAGCGAGGAGGAAGAGGAAGAGGAAGAAUAUAACGCAACUACCACCGACAGCUCGGAGAAGCCUGAAGUAGAGACGCCUUUCCCAAUCGGAAAGAUAGAUUUGACAGGAUCUUCGACGGGAUCUUCCGUGAGUGAAUCCACCGUCUCUUCGCAGGAGUUAACCGCGUCUGCGGAGGAGACUACUUUCACUACAGUAAAUUCCUUGCAAAGUACCGAAGACGGGGAGAUCUUCUUCGACAACGAUAUGAAGAAAGAGCAACCGUCCACGACCGAGAUGUCGCGGAAGAAGGAGGACUUUAAGGACGGCUUGUUUUAUCCGUCAGCAGGUUCUGGCGAUGGCGAUGAAGAUGGUUCCGGCGAAGGAUCCGGAAUCGUUUCGACACAUUAUGAUGAAGAAAAGGUCGAGGAGGAGACUACUAAGGGGGAAUCACCAUCGUCGUUCUCUCUAUGGGAACUACUUUUUGGCAGUGGUUCUACGACAACUCCCAUUCCAUCAGAGACCAAGGAUCCGGAUCUCGAACAAGAGCAAUUUAUAGACGCGUCGUCUACUAAAUUAACCAUCGAAGAGUCGAGUCAAAGUUCUCCAGUCGAUAGAACUUCCACCGAGACGGUCGCGAUCGCCAGCGGCGUCGAGGAGCUCUCGAAAUCCGCCGAUAAAUCCAAAUCAGGUAAUGUCAAGGCCGAGGUGAACAGCCUGAACGACGAACAAGCCGAGGUAUCUCCGGCCAAACAGUCCAAAAAGGGCAUGGGCUCGUACAUUGUUCUGGCAAUCCUGCUUGCCGUCGUGGCGGUGUUGAUCGGUUUUGCCGCAUACAGGGGCGAUAUAUGCGGAAAGAAGAGAAAACGCGGAGGCGACGUGGAGAACGGCACCGAGCUGAGGGACAUGCAGAAGUCUCUUCUUCAGGAGACCGGAAAUUCGACUCAACCCAAGAUCGCCUCUAAUGGAAAUCCCGAAAGUGUUCCUCUCGUGGAAGGCACCUCCGAUGACAACGCGAAGACCGAGAAGAUUCAAAGCGAUCAUCAUCCGAUUCAAGAACCGCCAAGAUCUCUUAAUGGCACUGCCGAUCAUCUGGAUCCCGUGAAGCCGCCCCGAAAGCAGGUCUCGCAGGACGAUCAGAAGAGCGAGGACAGGCCUCGCGUGGACAUAAACUCUUUGAGGGAGAACUUCCUGGCGGGUAGAACGAGUCCCGCACAGCCAUCCGACUCAUCGUUAACGACGAACGGACCAAGAACGGAGCCCAACGGGCCGCCGCUCAGCCCCGGAGCUCAAAGAGUGAAGAUCACCCUGCAAGAAAAUCCCGACAGUGUGCCAAAGACGCCCAUACUCAUUACGCGAACAAUGGCCGGUGAGAAUCUAGUCAAGACGCCAUGAAGCAGUGUUCUGGGGAGAAUCCACGUGACAUAACGAACGUUAUGUCCAUCGAUCGUGUGUGUCUAUCGAAGACGGAGAAAAUCUCGGAAGGACGAAUGUGUGGGGAAGAGAGCUUUUCGACGAAUCUGUCGUGAUUUUUAAUAACAUCAUUGUUCCUAACAUGUAGAGGAGUCUCUUCGCGAUGGAUUUUCGUGAUGAAUAAGAUUACCAAGUCAAAGAUCACGUACGCAUAUAUACACGCGCCGACAGUAAAAGACACUAUUGUUAAUAUGACAGGAAGAUGUGCGACAGGCUUGAGAUACAAAUGUGAUCUCUCUCUCUCGUUUCGUUGAAUUACCGGAUGCGCGAAAUGGCUAUAUAUGUAUAUAUUUGCUAUGCCAUAUAGAAUAUUCAGAUAUUGCAUUUCGUUAUUUUUCAUUUAUGAUAUCAUUUUGUCCGAAUAUUUUUUAAAAUUAAUCCUCAAAUGCAAUCUUAGCAAUCACAAACUCGAAUAAAGAAUUUGCUCUUGAAAGUCUAUCUGAAAAAUUAAAAUAAAAUAAUAAUUUUUUUCAUCAAAUUGUACAUUCCUCUGAAGAUUAGCCGACGAAAUUGUGCAAUUUUCAAUGUCACUUCUCUCAAUUUUAUCGAGAAAGAAAAGUGCGAUAUUAUUUUGCAUUUACGUUAUACAUAAAAUACGUAAAAAUCUGAAAUAACAGAUCGAGAUUAGAUCACAGUGCACUAGUUCUGCGAGCAAGACUAUAUUUUUCUCGAGUAUAUAUGUACAUAUCCCGCGAUAUUUGUUGUGUCGAGAUUGCAUUACGAAGAUUCUUAAAUUAAUAUCGAAGAUCGAAGAGAGUGUUCGCUGCAUGUCAGCGAAUCAUGGAGCAUUCCAGUUCGCUGCCAUAUUAUUCUACACUGAAAAAAAAAGAUUUGUUAAUUUGACUAAAUCUUUCAAUUA